AUGGCCAAUGUCGCUCAGGUGACCAGAGAUUUCAUCUCUGGUCUCACAUCCCUCUCUUGGGAUUCCCCUGGACAAAGGGCUAUAAAUGCCUUGCUCGCUCCCGCCCUCGACGCUGAACUCGCUCUACGAACCCUUUUUGUGGUUCAACCUGAUCAUCCUGUGCUCAGAGAUCCAUACGUUGGCCUCAUUGAUGCAUUCGCUACACCGAUUUCUGCCAGGAGGACAUGGCCCAGGUCUACUGGAAGUAUAUCUCUUGGAAGCAUGGUUGUCGGUCAUCAGACUAUAACACCUGAAGGUCGAACACGAACUUCCUUUUUCCCAAGGCAUUAUAUGUUUCCUUUGCCUUUUCACCUGCGUCGCAGAAAGGGCGUUAGUUGCAUCGUAAACGAUUUAGAUACCUUCAAGGCCAACUUUAUUCUCUUUACGGGACACGCCUUUAUGAAAAUGCGCCAUUGGAAUAAUGUCGUGGUCGCCGGGGGCUCUAUCCUUGCUUGUCUUGGAGCCCAGCCUGAUGACAUGGAUAAUGUGGCUUUGAACACCUUGUUCAACUCCAACGCGUAUAAAAGUUCCGACGUCGACGUGUUUCUUUAUGGACUCACUCCCUUGGCCGUAAGCAUCUCUUUGCGAAACGUCGAAUGCUCGAAAUUUACGACGACAUCCGGGCUGCCAUUCCUCAUCGAUCGAUCUGCAUACGAAAGGCUAACACCAUCACGAUCUAUAGCAACUGCAUGGCCUCACCGCCCAGUGCAAAUCAUCCUUAGACUUUACGCGUCUCCGGCUGAGAUUUUGGCUGGAUUUGACAUUGACUCAUCUUGCAUGCUCUACAACGGCGACCGAGUCUGGCUUAAUUGUCGAGCUCUUGCUUCCUUGAUACGUCAAUGCAAUACCGUUGAUUUGAGCAGAAGGUCACCGUCAUACGAGAUACGGCUGGUGAAGUACUCUGAGAGAGGGAUGGAGAUAUAUAUUCCUUUCCUGCGUCGUGAUUUGAUCGACCCAUCUUUUGUAUAUAAUAAGUCGCUGGACCGCAUACCUCUAGGUCUCCCAUGUCUCGUGGUGCUUGAAAAGCGCCGCGACGACCCUGACUACUACCAUAAGAUCUUCGUACGCAAAAACUGGGCAUCAAAAAAUUAUCUCAGGAAGGAGCCUCAUUUAUGGCCUGAAGACUACGACCCAGUGGACCGUUUAUUGGCCAGUAACUACGAUUUCUCGUGGGUCAAGAUACCUUUUGGAAAGAAUUGGAAUGCCGACAGGGACAUGAAGAUGAACAAUAAUUGUCCGAAGCCAGAAACAGAAGAUGAAGAACAGCUAAUUGAGUCGGAAAAAUUUGUUUUCAUUCGAGGACAUGUUUCCUUUAUAACAAACAAUCCUGGCCAGCAAUUAUUGACAGGGAGCUUCCGCCCGGAGACCACGGCGGAUUGGACUCACGGGCUCUAUUUCACUGAGGAUGAAGACCGCAAUGAAAUGGAUGCCACCAGGGACGAUGAAGUUUACCACCGGUCGUUGCAACAGAUAUGGGAGAACUCCCGAACAUUUGAAGAACAUGAAGACGACUUUAGGCCGCUUACCGUCAAAGAUAUAGAUGAGUUGGGAUAUUUCGAUGAACCAAAACCUGAUUCUUGGCUGAGAGCUUGGGAAGUUCAAGCAGUCAAGGUAGAAUCUGACGACGAAGCCGAAGCCGAGUUAGGGGCUGAGGAAGUUGAAGAAGGUACUCAUGGUGAAGCGAGGGUCGAGAUUGUCCUUGAGGACUCCGAAGACGAGGUAGAGUGCCCCUGA
Messenger RNA from Psilocybe cubensis, 1773 nucleotides. RefSeq lists its product as uncharacterized. The record is from RefSeq and is a predicted model, not a curated record. The coding region runs from base 1 to 1773 and encodes 590 amino acids. The transcript has 8 exons. Lineage: Eukaryota; Fungi; Basidiomycota; Agaricomycetes; Agaricales; Agrocybaceae.